This is a messenger RNA of Cladophialophora yegresii CBS 114405, 1830 nucleotides long. RefSeq lists its product as uncharacterized. The record is from RefSeq and is a predicted model, not a curated record. The transcript has a single exon. The coding region runs from base 1 to 1830 and encodes 609 amino acids. Lineage: Eukaryota; Fungi; Ascomycota; Eurotiomycetes; Chaetothyriales; Herpotrichiellaceae. Gene Ontology annotation, cellular component: spliceosomal complex.
AUGGCUUCAAUCGAUGAUCUCUUCCGCAAGCCCAUUGCCCUUCCCAAGCGAAAACUGGAGGACCCGACCAAGGCCUUCUCCAAUGCCCUCUCCAAUAAAUCGGCGAAACUAGCCGAAGGCUCGUCCCCACGAAGUUCAACCAACGGCUCUCAAGACGCGACCGCGUCCAACGGCUCUAAUGGCAGGGCUGCCUCAGUGGAGGACGAGCCAUUAGAUGAUCAGGACGCCGUCGAGGCUGGGCCCUCGCGCCCCUCGCAGGGUGUGGAGGACGAUGCGGGAGACGAUGAGGAGGGCCGCUUCUUCGGUGGCGGUGUCACAAAGCAAGAACGCGAAGUCAUAGACUACAUUGACAAGAACGAGAGCGGAGAGCUCGAAGAAAAGAUCGACGCUGCCUGGCUGCGUCGGACAGCAAUAAAUUUUGAGCGAAAGAUCAACAAGAAUGCCGAGCUACGCGCCAAAUACGAAAGUGAACCUAUGAAGUUUGUGGGUAGCGAGGCAGACCUCGACGCUGAGAUCAAAGGCCUGAGUUUACUCAGUGAGCAUGGCGAACUAUACGCCGAAUUUGUCAAGAUUGGUUCCGUGGGUAGUCUGGUGGGCAUCCUCGCGCAUGAAAACACCGACAUUGCCAUUAGUGCCUGCGAGUUGCUUGCAGAACUCACAGACGAAGACUCAGCCACAACCGAAGAGCAAUGGAACAUUUUGGUCAAGGCCUUGAUCAAAGCUGAUGUUGUUGACCUCUUGACUAGCAACCUCAGUCGACUAGACGAGUCCAGCGAGACUGACCGCGCUGGUGUCUACCACAUCCUCAACGUCCUCGAGAACAUCAUGUCCGAUACGGAUAAUUUGGAGGUCGUCGGAGCAAAUAAUGCCAUGUUGGAGUGGCUUCUGUCACGGAUAAAGAAGCCAGACCCGGAUGCUAGAGCGAAGGUGGGGCAGAAUCGUCAAUACGCAGCCGAAAUACUUGCCAUACUGCUGCAAAGCAACAAGAGGAACCGAGAUCGGCUAGCACAGAAAGAAGGAGUCGAUGCCUUGCUCGAGCUUGUCAGUGCGUACCGCAAACGAGACCCGGAGAAGGACUCGGAUGAGGAAGAGUUUGCAGAGAACCUCUUCGACUGUUUGGCUUGUGCGGUCGAGGAACGAUUUGCCGGCGAAAAGUUUGUGGAGGGCGAAGGCGUGGAGUUGUGUCUGAUUAUGCUCCGCGAAGGGCGAUUAGCCAAGGCACGGGCUCUGCGAGUACUCGACCAUGCAUUGAGCGGGGGAAAUGCAACUACCGUAUCCAUCAGGCUGGUAGAUGCGGCAGGAUUGAAAACGAUUUUCGGUAUGCUCAUGAAAGGGCACAAAAUGGAACGCAGCUUGGUCGAACACAUCAUUGGCAUUCUGGCAAGCCUGUUGAGAUACUUACCAGGAGGAUCUGCACAACGGAUCCGCACAUUAGCCAAGUUCGUGGAAAACGACUAUGAGAAAAUCACCAAAUUGGUGGAGCUACGGCGCGAGUACAAGGCUCGGCUUAGCAAGGCCGAUGCGGACAUCCGGAGAGAGCGAGAAGGCCUCAGUAAAGCGCAGGCCGAGGAGAGGGCGGAUGAGUGGCUCUCGCGGCGACUUGACGCUGGCCUGUUUACUCUACAGGCAAUCGAAUUGAUCCUCAGCUGGAUGGUGGCGGAGGAUAAUGGCGCGAGACAGACCAUUACAAUCCUUCUGGGCGAAGAUGGGCUUAAAGUUCUUGAAAGGAGCCUCAAAGAUCAGCUGGAAGGCAUGGAUCCUGGAGGCGGCGAUGAGGCCAAGGCAACGGAGGAGAUGCUCGAGGCUUUAAUCCUGUGCGUGGAGUCAUGA